This is a messenger RNA of Saccostrea cuccullata (small rock oyster), 1367 nucleotides long. RefSeq lists its product as uncharacterized. The record is from RefSeq and is a predicted model, not a curated record. Lineage: Eukaryota; Metazoa; Mollusca; Bivalvia; Ostreida; Ostreidae. The annotation marks the transcript as partial. The transcript is spliced from 4 exons.
AUGGAAAUGCAGUUUUGAUGUGUCUUCUGCUUUGCCCUUCAUACAAAAUAAAUCUGGAAGAACAACACUGGAUAAAGAAGUAUAAUGCUGUUGCUGAAGUUUUCAAAUUCAAGAAGAUUGAGAUGGCAUCCAAUCUUAACAUCUUACAGGAGUACAAUCCAAUAUUGAAACAGGAUAGUGUGAAUGUUGAAUUUUCCCAUGAAUUUUUUAGGGACCUUAGCUUUCUUAGAUUUGCAAACGAUCAAAAAUUUGUGAAUAUGUUUCUGGAUUGGGCGGAAAAAGAAAACAUUGCAAAGUACUGCAGAUCAUCAAAUUAUCUGAGAAAAGAGACUGAGGAAGAAGUUUGCUGUUGGUUAUUGCCAAAUCAAACAGAACAACUGAUAGAAAGACUUGGAGAAGACAUGUUCACACAUGCAACGAUGAAUGACCAAUCAAUACAUGAAUUAGUGUAUACCAAGCUUGGCAUACCAGUACAGGUUAUAAUGAGGGGCGAUGAGUCAGUGAGGAAUUUCUUGGACAAUCUGAAGAAAGGGGAGACGACCAUGUACCAUGCCUCUGGGAUGAUCAUUGGGUGUGCAGGUAGUGGAAAGUCAACCUUACUAGAAAGACUGAAGGGCACCGACCUGAAAGAAAUUCUGAAGAAUUCAACAUCGACCAGGGGCAUUGACGUACAGUCUGACAUUUUUGAUGUAACAGACACCACAGUCCGAGUAAACACCUCAAACCAAAGACAACGCUUUCAAAUUAAAAUUGAUGAAUCAGGCGAACAAAAGACUAUUUCAAAUCAGCCUGCAAAAUUAUCUGGUGACAUGAAAAGGCUGGACAUCAAUGAGACAGGGGAUCAGAUGGAUGCAGCCAGUAUAGCAAACGAACAAGACUUGGUCAGUGAUGAAGAAAUUACACAUGAGAGCUUGGAUACAGAUUCUGAAUCACAUAAAAGGAAUGAAGCUGCUGCCUUUGUGGAAAAAGAAGAGGAAGUCGUUGAAGACAGCAGACAAAAUGUUCCUGAGAAAUCAGAAAUAUCAGGAAUAUUACGAGUUUCCAAAGAUGUUUCAGCUGAUCCAGAGAAAAAAAUUACCAUGGUGGACUUUGCGGGACAGUGUUCAUAUUAUGCCUCACACCAGAUAUUUCUGAGUCCGCGGGCAUUCUUCAUUCUGGUGCUGAAUAUGGAAAAGAAGUUAGAUGAAAAGGUUGGAAAAGAAGUCUGUAGCCAGGAAGGUUCCGUUUACGAAGGCUGGACACACAAAGACUAUCUCACAUUCUGGGCAAAGUCCAUUCAUCAAUACAGCAGUGAAAAGGCUCCUGUGUUACUGGUGGGCACACAUGCUGAAAGGAAGACGAAAGAGGUAUUUGAUAUUAAUAUCUGA